Molecule: messenger RNA, 1221 nt
Organism: Apis cerana (Asiatic honeybee)
Lineage: Eukaryota; Metazoa; Arthropoda; Insecta; Hymenoptera; Apidae
Product: stromal cell-derived factor 2-like protein 1
Source: RefSeq, a predicted model, not a curated record
UUUAACACGAACAUAGAUAUAUUUAUGUACGUGUAUUGAAUUUCAGUUUCUAUUUCUCUAUAGAUCGAAUACUUUAUUAUUUUAAAAAUGAGAGAAAAAUUUAUUUAUUUCUCAUUUAUGAUUUCAUUCGUAAUAUUUUUGCUUUGGACAAGUCCUGUGAAAGCUAAAGGAACACAACAUGUGACAUGCGGUUCUACAUUAAAAUUAAUGAAUGUAAAUUAUAAAGUAAGAUUACAUUCUCAUGAUAUAAAAUAUGGAAGUGGUAGUGGUCAACAAUCUGUAACAGGGACUUCAGCUAAAGAAGAUGGAAAUUCUUAUUGGCUCGUAAAAGCAGGAACAAAGAAACAAUGUACCAGAGGAAUACCAAUUAAAUGUGGAGAUAUUAUAAGAUUAGAACAUAUAGCAACAAAAAAAAAUCUACAUUCCCAUCGUGUCAGUUCACCACUUAGUGGUAAACAAGAAAUAUCUGCUUAUGGAGAUAAUAAAGGGGAAGGUGAUAAUGGUGAUAAUUGGCUUUUAAUAUGUCAGACUGAAUUUUGGAGAAGAGAUGAAUCAAUUAUGUUGAAACAUGUAGAUACAGAUACAUAUUUAGCAGUAAGUGGAAGAGUUUAUGGUAAUCCCAUUACUGGACAAACUGAAGUGGUAGGCGAAUAUUCCUCUAAUUCUCCUCACAUUGAAUGGAUGACAACAGAAGGAGUAUUUAUUCAUCCUAAUGAUUUUAAAGCUCAACAUCAUAUUCAUACAGAAUUAUAAAAUAAAUUUUUUAAUAUAAUAUAAAAUUUUUUCUUGAUAAUAAUAAUGACAAUUAUAACAAAUGAAUUAAAAGUUAUAUAAAUAUUUUAUUAAUUUAUUUUUUUUUCAUUAUCUUCAAAUCAAUGUCUAAUGUUUUAUAUUUUUGUAAAAAAAAAUUUUUAAUUGUAUAUUAUUAAAAAAUUAUUAUUAUUUUCUAGGCCAAAUAAAAUGUUUUUUGUUAUUUUUGUUAUAAUCUUCAUUAUAUGUGUGAAUCUCGUAAUGGAAAAUAUUAUAAUAUUAUAUUUAUAAAAAUUUAUGAAGAGUUAUGCAGUGAUUUAUGAUUCAUACAGAAGUAUAAAUAUGUAAAUGUAUUAGAUGUAUAUGAUAUUUAUUAUAAUAUAAUUUACAUAAUUGAAAAAUGUAUUUUACUGUAUAUACAUUUUUUAUGUGAAAAGUGCAUAAAUAUAUUUUUUUAUUUGUCUUAAUAAA